Trichoderma aggressivum f. europaeum is the source of this 486-nucleotide messenger RNA. RefSeq lists its product as uncharacterized. Lineage: Eukaryota; Fungi; Ascomycota; Sordariomycetes; Hypocreales; Hypocreaceae. The record is from RefSeq and is a predicted model, not a curated record. The transcript is spliced from 2 exons. The coding region runs from base 1 to 486 and encodes 161 amino acids.
AUGGAAUCUUCGUCACUCACUGCUACGGAUGCAGAUAAGCGAGAAGUUGUCGACCUAUGCGUUCGACUUCUCGAGACCUUGAAGCUGGGCGGUGCAGCAGGACGAGAUCAAUUUCUGGCUACUCUCGCCCCGUAUGGAACUGCGUGCCACGCUCGAGCUAUGUUAAACAAGGGCUUUGAACAUGAGCAAUUCCCGCACGGGUUUGCAGACCGCAUGCCGUGGGACUCGAUCGAGGAUGGCGAGCUUGAAGAAGGGCUUGAUGGCAGGCCUACGGUGUUAAUUGACCACGACCUUGCCAUGGUUUGGACGCCCUACUGGUUCACGCGCAAUGGUGCUCUCACCCACCUGGGGACGAAUUGCUUUACUCUUAUCAAAGCGGCCUGGGAUGAAAGCUUGCCGCAGAAGGUGGAGUGGAAGAUUUGCGGCCUAACUGACACUGCCCGACCUCCGACAGAGGAAGAUAGGAAACGGCUUGGGAAAGAGUAG